Molecule: messenger RNA, 500 nt
Organism: Hibiscus syriacus
Lineage: Eukaryota; Viridiplantae; Streptophyta; Magnoliopsida; Malvales; Malvaceae
Exons: 2
Coding region: 73-408 (111 amino acids)
Source: RefSeq, a predicted model, not a curated record
GUUGGCAUUGUACAAGAAAAAGAUAAUAUGAGAUUUAGAAAGUUGGGGCAAAGAGAACUAUGAAGUUGUCAGAUGCUGAUCAACAAGUACAACAUUAUAGAGCCUAAUUCUCAGUUUUUAUGGAUCCAAGUGUUGUAUUUGUGUUCAGAAACACUGGAAAGGUGCACGGAUCAGAGAGGGAGAGAUUAUCACCGCUCCCCCAGGCGAUCUAGAUCAAUUUCACAGGAUCGUGCUGUGAGAGAUGACUACCGGUCUCCCAGUCAGCCCAGAUCCAUGUCAAGGGAUCGUGGGGCGAAAGAUCAUCAUCGUUCUCCCAGGCGAUCUAGAUCUGUUUCACGGUCUCUUUCUCCGCGUUCUCCACAUGGUGAGAGGGAAUACAGAACCAAGCAGAGGUCCCAGGGAGAAUGAUCAGAGUCCACAUGAGGAGAAAGAUCAUGUGCGCAGCAGGUCAAAGAGUCCAAGGCGUGUCAGUCGUAGCCCUUCAAGGCCUGUUCAGGGUC